Molecule: messenger RNA, 939 nt
Organism: Linderina pennispora
Lineage: Eukaryota; Fungi; Kickxellomycota; Kickxellomycetes; Kickxellales; Kickxellaceae
Exons: 1
Coding region: 122-760 (212 amino acids)
Source: RefSeq, a predicted model, not a curated record
GUGCUUGCGGGUGACCCAAAGCCGCUCGACAGGAAUGGCGGCGUCGGCUUACUCUUGACGUCCAGGUCGAAGCUAAACGAGCGGCAAUUUGGCUGCCUCAAAGGUCUUGACGCGGUCCCUGAUGGACACCGGCGGCUUUUCCGCUGCCGCUGCGGGAUUCGGGGCCUCGCACACAACACACUUGCUGGCAGACUUUGGGCUUGUGCAGCUACAUGUCGGGCACUUCCACUCGUCGGCUUUGAGCACUGGCUGCCCCCAGAAGCUCUUGGAUGAAGAAGCCGGCACGGGUGCGGCUAGGGGCUGGACGGGCUUGGAUCCGGGCCUAGGCGCUUCACAGACAGUGCACUUGUCAGCCGAGUCUGGACUCAGGAGAUCGCACACACUGCACUUCCACUGGCCGGUCUUCACUACUGCAGUCUGCUUCCAGAUGUCGUUCGUCGGAGCAACCGGAGCAGGCGCUGGCUUUGGUGCCUCGCACACAAUGCACUUGUUUGACGAUGUAGGACUUUUGCAGUCGCAGAUGGGGCAUUUCCACUCGUCAGUCCCGAGCGAGGGCUGUCCCCAACCGGCCGAUGGCUGGACAGUGGUGCUAGCAGCUGGCACAGUUGGAGCUAAUCUGGGUUUUGGUGCUUCGCAGACGAUGCAUUUGUCAGCAGAGUCCGGGGCUCUUGAGACUGCACAGCGAGCAAACCCACUCACCACUCUUCACCGCAGGCUGCUUCCACACAUCAUUUGUCAGGGGCAGUCGGAGCGGGAGUAGGAGUAGGAGCAACUGGUGCUGAUCCAGGCUUCGGAGCCUCGCAGACGAUGCAUUUGUCAGCAGAGUCCGGGCUCUUGAGACUGCACAGCGAGCAAACCCACUCACCACUCUUCACCACAGGCUGCUUCCACACAUCGUUUAUCGGGGCAGUCCGGAGCGGGAGCAGGAGUAGGAGCAAC